Molecule: messenger RNA, 1389 nt
Organism: Lichtheimia ornata
Lineage: Eukaryota; Fungi; Mucoromycota; Mucoromycetes; Mucorales; Lichtheimiaceae
Exons: 4
Coding region: 1-1389 (462 amino acids)
Molecular function (GO): methyltransferase activity
Source: RefSeq, a predicted model, not a curated record
AUGGGUAACUCACACUCUGAACCAGCCGACACCCGCAAGCAUAAAAAGCAUGACGCGGACCAUCAUAGUCUUGUGAGGCGAGCACUUCACCGCGUGCAAUCAGCCUUCCCGAGCCCAACAACCUCUUCACCAUCUACUUCACACGCUUCCUUUUCACAAAAGAGAAAUACUCAUCAUGAUGGUAAUGGCCUUUCAUCAUCAGCUUCUAGUCAUCCAUCGCUUCGAUUAUCAACACCACCUAUUCAUUUCCCAACGCUACCAACAUCAUUAUCACAACAAGAGAUUGAUACAACUGCCAGCAGCGGAUUACAAUCGGUACCCACGUCACCACAACCACCACCUUCAGCAGACCAACAUCAUCAGCAUGCCUGCAGCAAUGAGAAUAGUCCGCUGCCAAUAACCUGUAAAUACUGCUUACCCGAUAGUGAACAUGAGCAAGAUCGGCUUAUCAGCAUGCAUUUCUUAUCCAAACAUGCAUUUGGCGGCAAUUAUGCAUCGCCAAUCGGGAGCAUUUUACAACAACCGCGACUACAUCAUAAAGUCCAACCAUGCGUGCUUGAUGUUGCUUGUGGGACAGGCACAUGGCUAAUGGAAAUGGCAUCCGAGUUUCCAAACGCACAAUUUUAUGGGAUUGAUAUCUAUACCAUGUAUCCCUCCGAUAUUAAACCGCCUAACGUCCACUUUAUUCAGGGCAAUGUGCUCGAAGGUCUACCAUACGAUGAUGCCACCUUUGACUUUGUGCAUAUGAGCUACGUCUCUACAUGCUUCUCACAACGAGAUCGAAGGCAAUUACUACACCAAAUUCGGCGUGUUCUUAAACCAGGUGGCUAUGUUGAGUUUCGUGACGCUGAGCACUUUAUCCGCAAUGCAGGGCCACUGACAAAUGAAUUCCAAAGACCAUUUGCACGUGUGAUGCGAGAAGUAUUGGAUGUGGAUGUCACUUGGGCGUCGCAUAUGGCUGAACAAUUGCAUUUGGUUGCUGGUAUGACCGAUAUCCAUAAUCAAGUCGUUUCAACGCAUUACAUGAGCAGCAGUAACCUUAGCAACGCCAUCAUGAAUCAUCUGGAAGCCGAGCUCCAAAGCUAUGGCGAUUUCUUAGCGACGGCGUAUCAUUUGAGCAGAGAAGAAUACAAUAGGAUCUGUGAGAGCAUCCUUGAAGAGUGUCGUCGGUAUCGCUCAUUCCAAAACCAUGUUCUUGUAUGGGCUCGUAAACGGCUCAUUGAAGAUAGCACACCUGCCAGCAUUGAUCGAUUCUCGACAGCGCCAUCCACCGUUGCAUCAUCAGGAUCGCCCAGUUCCUCUCAUAUACCCACAAAUAGCAUCCACUCGAACCGUAACGAUGAAAAGACAUCUGAUAUUUAUCAGUUUGUCCAUGGUUACAUUGAAUGA